GUCAGUUCCGCGCCGGAUUUUCAAUCGUGUGUACAAGUAAUUUUUUUUUUUUAAAGAAAACGUACCGAGUGAAUAAUUGCCUAAUUAAAUUUUUAUCCCUUAUUUAUCAGUGACGGGAGCAAUAAACUAUUUCAUAAAUGUGCAGAAGAAAAAAAUAUUUCCCUCAGCCCGACCGACGCUAGGAACAGAAAUGUGGAUUUAAUGACUGUUUAAAAUUUUUUUCUCGCUGAUAAGAAAAAGCAAACAGAUUUUUCAAGUGGUCCCGGUUAUCUCGCGAGAUUUAGAAAUUUCUGGUGCCCGUGGUUUUACGGAGUUUUAUUUGUUCUUUCAGUAACACGGAAGUUCCCUCCGUCCAAAAACAAGGCCCAUCUGCAUUAGAAACUUGAGGAAAGUUUGCUUCACUGGAUUAGUGCAGCGGACGUUAUGACAAAUCUCAAUGGGUUAAAUACUGAUAAAAAGUCGGAUCCGACGUGGCAGAAAAUUAAUUCUGGUCAUGACACUGAAGAAUUGCAAAUAAAUGGCUACGAACGCAGUUACAUCUGCACAUUUGUGACGUAUGUCACUUACCUGUUAACACUUGGAAUUCUCCGAUUAUUCUUCCAUUGGUAUCCUCAUUUGCAGUUGUACGCCACUUAUCGAAAAUGUCCGUUGAGUCGAGCGACAAGAUUACUCCUAAUAGACGAUUAUCAAGGAAAAUACAAAACAUAUUCUGUCAAGGACAUCCGAGUUAUUGGAACAAAGAAUUUAAGAUCUCCUGAGAUGCUAAAAAGACUGGGUAAUCCUGACCCCGAAUUAGUGACUAGCAUUGAAGGGAAAAAAUUGAGCAUAACUUUGGAAAACGGUACAAAACGCGAUGUCUUGGAAUAUCGUGCUUUUUGGUUCAAAAAACAAUGCUACAUAUGGGACGAAAUUCAAAAUGAAUUUGCAAUGCUCGUGGCACUGGAUAAGUACGUGCCCUGCACGGAAUUGCAUCUAGGGUUCAAUAAAGGUCUCUCCAAAGAGGAGCAACUGUUGAGGAGAAUAGUGUAUGGAAAAAACGAGAUAAUAGUGCCACUGCAGGGCAUAAUGGUUCUGCUAUUGCUCGAAGUAUUCAACCCAUUUUACAUGUUUCAAGUAUUCACAUUGGCUGUCUGGUUUGCCGAUGGCUACUAUUAUUACACAGCAGCAAUUAUACUCAUGUCCCUGUUUGGAAUAAGCAGUUCCAUCCUUCAAACACGCCGCAAUCAGAAAAAUCUUCAUGGAACAGUGGCUUCGACUGAGAUGGUGCGUGUGAGGAGGAGUUGUGGGACCUUCGACACGGUUUCCAGUGCUGAGCUUGUCCCCGGAGAUGUUAUCGAACUACCGAGACAUCAGGGGACUGUUGUUUGCGAUGCAGUACUACUUACUGGACAUUGUAUUCUCAAUGAAUCGAUGCUUACAGGCGAAUCUGUACCAGUCACUAAAACCCCCCUAACUCCAAAAAAAAUUCUUUACGAUCGGAAAGAAUGCUCUCAACAUACAUUGUAUAGUGGAACAAUAAUAAUUCAAACGAGAUUUUACGGAGACGGCCCAGUUCUCGCACGAGUCAUUCGAACUGGCCUUCAGACAAACAGAGGUGCCCUGGUUGCUGCUAUUCUAUACCCCCCACCAGCCGAUUUCAAAUUCGAUCAAGAUUCCUACAAGUUCAUAGGGAUCCUGGCGGUGAUAUCAUUUUUGGGAUUUGUCUACACCGUUGUGACAAAGGCCUCCAGAGGUGUCACUGCCUCCUACAUUGCCAUCAAGGCGUUGGACGUCAUUACAAUUGUCAUUCCACCGGCUCUACCGGCUGCUAUGACCGUUGGAAAACUCUACGCCCAGGCGAGGCUUAAGAAAGCCCAGAUAUAUUGCAUAAAUAGCCGGGUGAUCAACGUCUCUGGGAGUAUUAACUGCAUUUGUUUCGAUAAAACAGGAACACUCACAGAAGAUGGUCUAGACAUGUGGGGAGUGGUUCCAAAUACAGAUGCAAGUCUUCAGGAAGCUGAGAAGGACAUUCCAAAGCUGAGAAACCACGCGAUAUUCGAGGGAAUGCUGGUCUGUCACAGUCUGACCCUUAUAAACGAUCAACUCUGUGGCGAUCCCCUGGACGUAAAAAUGUUUGAGAGCACCGGGUGGAUCCUGGAGGAGCCAGACGUCGAGGACACAAGCAAAUACGACCUCCUGGCUCCAACCGUGGUCAAGCCACCUGAGGACUCCUCCCAAAUGUUCACCGAGAACAUGAAUCAAGUGUCGGAAAUUGGAAUUAUCCAGCAGUACCAGUUUUCAAGUUCACUUCAACGUAUGUCUACCGUUGUUAAGGUCUUGGGGACCGAUCACUUCAGGAUCUAUACAAAAGGAUCACCGGAGAUGAUUCUCAGUCUGAGUAAACCGGAAACUAUUCCAGUUAACAUUGUGUCCGAGUUGCAAAAGUAUACGGAGCAAGGCUACAGGGUAAUCGCCAUUGGAAGGGGCUUCAUAACUUCCAACUUCACCAAAAUUCAGAAAAUGCACAGGGAUCAGAUUGAGAGGGACCUGGAGUUCCUGGGUCUUGUGAUUCUCGAGAACCGGCUGAAGGAGCCGACGAUCAGAGUGAUUGAGGAACUGAGGGAAGCGAAUAUUCAGAUCCUGAUGAUAACGGGUGAUAAUAUCCAGACGGCUGUGAGUGUCGCUAAGGAGUGUAAAAUUCUCGAGAGGGACGAGACUGUCAUCAACGUGACUAUUAUACCCUCAGAGCAAAAAGCCGACGCCAAGAUUUACUUCAAUGUGCAGGGGGUCCCUGCACAGCCAACCCUUCGGAGAGGAAAUCUGAAGAUCAAUUACGAAGCCAUUGAGAGAGGAUUUCCUGCCCCAAAUUAUCGAUUCGCAUUGACGGGGCAGACGUGGCAGCUCCUGAGGGAGCAUUACCCAGAGUUGGUGCCAAAGAUUUGUGUGAGGGGGGCUGUCUUUGCGAGGAUGACGAGUGACCAGAAGCAACAGCUUGUUUCAGAGUUAAUGCAGCUUGGCUAUUAUGUCGCAAUGUGCGGAGAUGGGGCGAAUGAUUGUGGGGCUCUGAGAGCAGCGCAUGCAGGAAUAUCACUGUCUGAGGCUGAAUCAAGUGUGGCGUCACCCUUCACCUCCCGGAUUCCAGACAUCACCUGCGUGCCAAAAGUAAUUCGUCAGGGGCGAGCAGCUCUAGUAACCUCUUUCGGAAUCUUCAAAUUCAUGGUGACAUGUGCCUUAACCGAGUUCCUCUCCACCAUAAUUCUCUACUCGAUAGACUCGAAUCUCACCGACAUCGAGUUUCUGUUUAUCGACAUAUGUUUGAUCGUGAACUUUGCAUUUUUCUUCGGGAAGACUCAGGCUUACGCCGGCAAAUUGGCGUCUCACCCGCCAAUGACCUCCAUCCUCUCCUUCACUCCCCUGACCUCUCUGAUCCUGCAGAUGUCCAUAAUGUCGGCAUUCCAGGCAGUAGCUUUCUUCGGGGUUCAGCAAUUCGCCUGGUUCACGCCAUUCGUCAGUCACGAACUUUUCCAUUACACGAGCUACGAGAACUACUCAGUAUUUUCCAUAUCGAUGUUCCAAUACAUAACAACAGCGGUGAUUUUUUCACGAGGAAAGCCCUAUAGAAGGGCCAUUUACACAAACAAUUCAUUUAUAUGCUCGAUUAUUGCGUUAACCGGAGUCUGCGCGUACAUAACUCUUCGGCCUGCGCAGUGGAUCGUUCAGAUUCUGCAGCUCCAACUUCCCCCAAAUUACGACUGGCCUCUUAUCAUCCUGGCCAUGGCCCUGGCCAAUUUCCUGAUCUGUCUCUUUGUGGAGAUGUUUAUAAUCGAUUUUGUUAUCGAGAGAAAGGCGAAGGCCAAGUUUUACCAGCCGGAGAAGAGCAGAAAGGAGUACUUGAGAGUUAUGGAGGAGUUGAAGGCCGCUGACUGGCCCAAAUUGAGCCGGGAUACCCCGGUGUUGCCACUAACCCCCAGUGUCGAAAAUGUUGUGGACGUGAGGGCGGGGGAGGAGCAGGACAAGGUGGGGGUGGAUAACAUGGCAUUCGUGGACGAUGAGGAGAGUAAUGUUACCAAGUUUUAGAGUACCCUAAAAAGUCCAUCUUAUGUGACAUCUAGCAAUCCGAGAGAUUAUUCCAGAAACUUGUAUUCUAUUUUUCCAAUUAUGAAAGAAUGAUUGGCGCUUCAUUCUUCUGCAUAAUUGCCUUUUUAAAUAAUGAAGCCUUGGGCAAAAUGGGGCAGCGAGGCGAAAUGGGGCACCUCGGAAUUCUCAGAAAAUUGACAAAUUUAAUGCGAAGAAAUGUUUGAGUUUCCAUAUUUUAACUCUAGGGAUUUUCUACCAAAACUACUUUUUUACAGUCGCAUGCCUGAUUUCGUCCUUCCUUACCCUAUGUACUACAGUAUUCUAUAAUGCAACUAAUGUAUAAUUAUCAACGAUAAACAUUUUUUGAAGAAAUAAUGUAUUAGGACCCCGAUGUGAUAUAGAUUAACGUGGGUCGAAAGAUAUGAAAUAAAAGCACUGAAUGUUCAAGAAAAA
Diachasmimorpha longicaudata is the source of this 4509-nucleotide messenger RNA. RefSeq names its product polyamine-transporting ATPase 13A3-like. Gene Ontology annotation, cellular component: membrane. The coding region runs from base 424 to 4056 and encodes 1210 amino acids. The transcript has 13 exons. NCBI's taxonomy places the organism in Eukaryota, Metazoa, Arthropoda, Insecta, Hymenoptera, Braconidae. The record is from RefSeq and is a predicted model, not a curated record. Gene Ontology annotation, biological process: intracellular calcium ion homeostasis; polyamine transmembrane transport. Gene Ontology annotation, molecular function: ATPase-coupled monoatomic cation transmembrane transporter activity; P-type transmembrane transporter activity; ATP hydrolysis activity.